Molecule: messenger RNA, 423 nt
Organism: Rhododendron vialii
Lineage: Eukaryota; Viridiplantae; Streptophyta; Magnoliopsida; Ericales; Ericaceae
Exons: 2
Coding region: 103-423 (106 amino acids)
Source: RefSeq, a predicted model, not a curated record
UGUCAAAAUAUUUGGUGGUUUAGGUGAUACCUGUUACUGUAAUUGCAAAAAAGGUGACUGAAGGAGAUGAAGUAAAAGAAGAGUGCUAAAGAGAAGUGCAAAAUGGAGGCAGUGCAAUUUGAGAUGAAUAAACAGAUGUCAGAACCUUCAACAACUGGGAUUCAAACUGAAGUCUGCGAUCUUUGUAUAAAUCAUGACAUGCUGUUCAGCAAUUGGGAGGCAUCAGACUUCCCUCCAAGCAGGGUCCGAUAUACUAAAUUAAAGGAAGAACUGAUAGCAAUUAUGGCCUUGGGUGAAGAAAGGUCCAUUGAGUUCUCAGUAGCUUCUGACGGUGAUGUAAACGUGGAGGACGAGGCUGGGAGGUUAAAGAAAGAGAUGGAUAUCACCAUACAGGAAGUUGAAGAAUCAUUCAAAGCAAUAUGA